Molecule: messenger RNA, 4104 nt
Organism: Calidris pugnax (ruff)
Lineage: Eukaryota; Metazoa; Chordata; Aves; Charadriiformes; Scolopacidae
Gene: SLC46A3
Product: solute carrier family 46 member 3
Exons: 5
Coding region: 116-1513 (465 amino acids)
Biological process (GO): vacuolar transmembrane transport
Cellular component (GO): lysosomal membrane
Molecular function (GO): transmembrane transporter activity
Source: RefSeq, a predicted model, not a curated record
CCCCGGCAGGUCGGGGCUGUCAAGCGGCCGGGGCGGAGCGUGUGGGGUUGUUUUCCUUUCGCCUGGUGAGCCCGUGUUUUCUGAGCGCCCGGCGGAGGAGGAGGAGGAAGGCGAGAUGAGGAAGGUUCUGUGCGUGGAGCCCGUCAUCUUCGUCUACAUGUUCGCCUCCUCCCUGACUACCCCGCUGGUGCAGCAGUUCAUCUACCGGCGGCUGUGGGAGGAGGAGAACAACUCCACCUUCCUCGGCGGGGACGGCAAUGCCACCCGCUGCGAGCAGAAUAAAAGUAGCCCGGCUUAUAUCAAGCAGAAGGAAGUUCAAGAAAAAGCCUCUGUUUUUAACAUGCAGUUGGACUUAACUGGGGCAGUUCCCAGCCUUAUAGUUGCUUUUGUCAUUGUAGCUAAUGGAGAUCGCCAGGGACGAAAAAGAUCUUUAGUUUUACCAUCAAUGGGAGCUUUGAUUGCUGAUAUUUGCCUCACUGUAAUAUCACGUUUUGACUUGUCACUCUCUAUCCUAUUUGCGGUUACAUUUAUUACCGGACUGUUUGGGAGUAUGGCAACGUUCCUUGGAGGAGGCUUUGCUUUUAUAGCAGACGUGUGUCACGAUGAGAAGCAGAAGACCACACGAAUAGCUGUGGUGGAUUUGAUUUUUGGAGUUGUAACUGGAUUGGCAGGACUGUCAUCUGGCUACUUUCUAAGAGGAAUAGGAUUUACAUGGACAUUUGUGACAGCAUCUCUGCUUCACUUUGUUAAUAUUAUCUAUAUUGUAUUUUUUCUGGAAGAUACAGUAGGCGUAUCUGAAUUGCGGCACCAGGCACCAGCAUCUUGUAAAGAACUUCUGAGAGAGACAUUUUCUGGGGUGUACAUGCUUUUUAAAACUGCCCCUCAUAAAAAGAGAAUUUUAAUCAUUGUGUUACUUUUUACAUUUAUGACUUACUUGUUUACUAUGGUUGGUGGGAGUUCGCUUUUUACCCUGUAUGAACUGGAUGAACCACUCUGCUGGAAUGAAGUGUACAUUGGGUAUGGAGCAGCUGCCUUCACUUCUGUCUCUCUGACAAGUUUUUUAGGAGUUUACUUAUUUUCUAAAUGUCUCAAAGACAUUUAUAUUGUCUUUAUUGGGAUAUUUUCUUACAUUGGAGGAAUGAUCAUGACUGCCUUUGCCAAAACUACCCUGCUCAUGUUUUUAGUAAGAGUGCCAUCUUUGCUGUGCUUUAUGCCCAUUCCUGUUCUCCGAUCCAUGCUGUCGAAGGUGGUUCUCCCUGGUGAACAGGGUGCUGUGUUUGCUUGUAUUGCCUGUUUAGAAGUUGUGACGGGCACCAUUGCACUUUCAGUUUUUAAUAUUCUCUAUGCAGCUACUGUUGCGUGGUUCUCAGGCUUUAGCUUCCUCCUAUCAGCUGGCCUUUGUCUAAUUCCCCUGGCUGUUCUGAGCUGGCUUCUGUGCACAAGCUGGAACGGGGAGGACUUGGCUCUGCUCGUACCUGAAGAAGUAUCCAGCAUCGAGAGCGUGGAGAGUUGAACAAAGGAUUCGUCUGCUUGGGUUUUCUCCUCUGACUUGUGGUGGCAGAGACCAUUAUGUCAUACAGAGACCCUAGAGAUAACACAGCAGUUGCAGGCCCAGUCUCAAAGCAGCCCUGCAGCAACAAGCACUAAAUUGGUAGCGCUCUUUAUCCAGUCAUUUUUUAGCACUUGAAUAGAGCUAGCUCUUAGACUUAACUAUGCAAAUAGGCCGGCAAUAGAGAUUUGAAUGCUGCUUUCAGCAUGAAGGAAAAAAUGAGGUAGGAUGAUACUCUUUUUCCACUUACCCCUUUCUCAAGUGUGAGAGCGUCAGCUGUGCGUUGUGAUACAUCCUGUGUCAUUCUGAGUGAGGGACAGAGAUAACGCCUGUCAACUCAGAGGGUGCUGGCAGUUCUGCUGAAGCCACUGGAGCUCGUGCCAGCUGAGGAUGUGGUCUGCUGUGUACAUCUUAAAAGGCCUGUUCUGAUGGUGAAUCCCCCAAACCUGUCUAAAAUUACUAAGCUAAGAGGUACUUUUUUUUCAGAAAGCCACCAGACUGGAGGCAGUACUUGCCCCUGCUGUACGCAGACUGACUGCUCUGCACAGAGUCUUUGUGCAAGUUUAAUGUAUGAUGUGUGGACCUUGCCUGUGACUUAGUUCUUAAAAUGGAUUUUCACAGGGAACUGUCAUACUUACAAAAUCUCCAGCUUGCAGAGUGUGAAGUUAGGCCCAUGCCUACAUUUUGCAGAGGCCAUAUUGCACAUUUAUUUUUAUCAUUUUCCAUAUAUUAGGGACUGGAUACAGACACCUCUAUUUUUUGUCCUGUAGAUAUUUCUUGUUUUCUAGUUAAAUUGGCUGUACUGUACUUCCACCUUUCUUCUACUGAAAGGCUGUAAUAGCCUUUCUUUUCACUGGAUCUUUGACUGUGUUUUUUAACAACCCUGAGAUGAGGUAACCAAAUCUGAAUCAUGCAUCUAAUCAUCUUGCAAUGAAUGCAGCGUAAUUUAAGAGCACUUGAACAGCAUUUCUCAUCUUCUCAUCUUCAAAGCACUUUACAAAUGCUAUUAAGAGCCUCCUUCCAUAAUAGAUAUUAUCUUCCCUGUUGCAGUGAGAGAGAAGUCAACAGCAAGGACGAGACACUUGUCCAGGGCCACAGUGCAAACGGGUGAGACAGCCAAACAUAGAAAUCAUUUUCUGCAUUGACUCAUCACCUUCUUGCUUGAGAUCUUUGAGUAGAAACUGUCCAGAGUAUUAACUUCUGGAGUGCACAGCACAGCAGACGUGUAAAUAUAACACCACAUCAAGGACCGCUCCCCUGUGCUUUUUUCUGAGAGAGCUGGACAGAUAAUACUGUUCUGAUCCCUGAAAGUACAGGUAGGUUGUAUGUGACUCACCUCCCCAAAACAGAUUAGGUAGAGGAAUCAAAAUAACAUAAAGUGGUUGACAGUCACAGAAGGAAAACUCUAGGAAAGCAACUAUGAUGUGGGUCCUGACUUCACAGGCACACAGCUUAGGAUAAAAAUGAGGACGGACACAGCAUAUGCUGUGUAAUCAACAAUCUGCUUACAGCCAUUAAUAUCCAUCACAGGAACAGAGUAGCCCUCAGAGCUUCUCAGCGGUACUCCACAAAAAUAAAUUAAUACCGCAUCAUGAUACUAUUGCAAGAUUCUUUUUGUUUGAAUGACAGCAUUGUUUCCAAGCUAUGUGUCCUGAUCACUUGAGAACUUCUGAAGAGGGUUCAAAUAAGGUAAAGGAGAGUUUACACUAUCCAGGAGACCAUCAUUGGUGAAAACAGUGCAGUUUAUCCAGGACCAGGGGAAUGAAUAUUUACACAGCUGAUAACUACGGCCAGCUCCUAGACUUCUGUCCUGAACUACCAAGGCUGAUGUUGGCAAUUAAAAUUCAUUAGUUUUUCUUAACUAGUUUAGACACUGGCCAGUAAAUAAAACUGCUUAACUCUCCUCCCUUGAGGUGCCCAAGUUGCUGCCAACUUAUUGGAGAAGCUGAGAUUUACAAUAAUCAGUAGGGUCCAAAACAUAAUGAGGACUUGUAGAGAGAUUAACAAAACUGAUGUAAAGGAUUUCAGCACAAAGGUUACAUUGUCUUUCUUGCCUUGUCAUCAUGCAGUUAUGUAAGGCUUUUUAAAAUUAACUAUUUCACACAAAACUGCUGGAAAGAAGUAAAGCAAAUUGAGAGAUGGUGUGUGCCUUCACUUCCUUUCCAGUGCACACCUCCGCUAGCACUCGGGAGGUAACAGCACAGCGAGCCCGUUCCACAGUGACACUGUGUCCAUUCAAAUGAGAACAAACACAUUCACUUGAGGAAUGGCUUUGUUGUGGAUUGAUUUUGCUGUGCAAAGUACUUGCUGUUUGCAAAGUAUUUCUGGUAGAUGCAGCGCUUAGAAUUGGCUGUAAGUUCAGGUCAAAACACACAAAGGAUAUGAACUGUGGUUUCGAAGUGCCUAGCACAGUGCAAGCUGAGGAAAUCAGGUACUAAUGUGCUUCAGAUUAUUAAAUCAAAAUCUUCCAACUGUAUAAUAGUUGCUCUAUUUGUAUAUAAAUGCAAAUUAUUUUGACAGAAAUUAAUAAUGAAGUUUGUUUUUUAAAACUCUUA